This is a messenger RNA of Macroventuria anomochaeta, 297 nucleotides long. RefSeq lists its product as uncharacterized. The transcript has a single exon. The record is from RefSeq and is a predicted model, not a curated record. Lineage: Eukaryota; Fungi; Ascomycota; Dothideomycetes; Pleosporales; Didymellaceae. The annotation marks the transcript as partial.
GUCAGAUGGUACAGGGUUGCUGAAGGCCUGGGCUGGGGCGUGUUGCUUGUCAUGCCUGAAGACAUGAUACCCAAGACCUGGGUAGAGAAGAACAUCCGCACCUGGGGCAUCGACAUCUUCAUUGACCUGGUCAAGAGGGAGCGCCCAGAUGUCUGCCUUGCAGCCAAGCAGUUCGAUGAGUGGCUGGGCCCAGAGGGCAUUGCAGGUGGCAACAUCAACAGCAAGAAGAUGCUGAGCAUUGAGCUGAGAGACACCAGCACAAGUCGCCAGCUUGUAGAGGUGGAGGAAGUGGGAGAC